Aspergillus sclerotioniger CBS 115572 is the source of this 1328-nucleotide messenger RNA. RefSeq names its product putative ABC transporter. The coding region runs from base 341 to 1186 and encodes 281 amino acids. Gene Ontology annotation, molecular function: ATP binding; ATP hydrolysis activity. The transcript has 2 exons. Lineage: Eukaryota; Fungi; Ascomycota; Eurotiomycetes; Eurotiales; Aspergillaceae. The record is from RefSeq and is a predicted model, not a curated record.
GCUGAGAGGCCAAAAAAAAUUGCCGGCAAAAUUCCCCUCCAUCAUUACCUCAUCAGCCAUGCCGCCAUCCAUCCACAUGUUUCUUAUCUUCCACUUCAUUUCCACGCCUUCAUUCGUUGACUCGGGACAGAAGGAUCAAAAAUUUACCUAGAUUCGAUUUAAGCUGCUUUGCGCAGUCUGGGUUUAGUGCUCAUUUGUAGCGAAUACGACGGAAUAUGCUCGGGCUGGUUGCAUCGAUAGUUGAGCAUUCUCUCGAAUAUAUUUACUACUACAAUCGCGUUCCCUCUUUUCCUCUCAUUGCUCCCCACCCGAUCACCGACUCUACCCCUUUGUCUUAAUCAUGGCACACAACAACAGUCCCUCGCCCUCAAUCGAGGUCAAGAACCUAUCUUUCAAAUUCCCCGACGGCUCCCCCGGCUUGACCGACGUCAAUCUUCAAGUCCCCGCAGGCAGUCGCACUUUGCUCAUCGGAGCAAAUGGCGCCGGAAAGACCACCCUUCUCCGCCUCCUUUCAGGCAAGCGCCUAGCUCCCACAGAUACCAUCACCGUGGCUAGCAAAGACCCCUUCAAGGACGGCCUAGAAGGAGUUACCUAUCUGGGCAUGGAAUGGGUUCUCAACAACAUCGUUCGCUCGGACAUCGACGUGCCGACGCUCCUCGCCUCCGUUGGCGGCAACGCCUACCCAGACCGCCGUGAUGAGCUUGUCGAAAUCCUCGACAUCGACCUGCGGUGGCGCAUGCACGCCGUCUCAGACGGCGAGCGUCGUCGCGUGCAGCUCGCCAUGGGUCUCCUGCGUCCCUGGCAAGUCCUCUUGCUCGACGAGAUUACCGUCGAUCUAGACCUGCUCUCCCGCGCCAACUUCCUCGCCUUCCUUAAGCGCGAGACCGAGUCCAGACCCUGCACCAUUGUCUAUGCUACACAUAUCCUAGAUAAUUUGUCUCUGUGGCCCACUCACCUCGUCCACAUGCAUCUGGGCACCGUCAAACGAUGGGGCUCCAUCGAGAAGUUCCGGGAGGAGGUCAAGGAGUCUUCCCAGAAUAGUCAGUUGGGUGAGCUCGUGCUCAAAUGGCUCAAGGAGGACUUGAAGAGCAGGGGUCCCCGAAACGGGUAUCAGGGUCAGGCCAAGACCUAUCCGUCCCUUGACGGGCUGGGUGGGUACGGCUUGGAAAAGAGACCUGAUGCGUGAUGCAUGUGCACUCAUGAUCGGGGGUUUCCUUUGCUUUCUUCAUCUAUCUACUCUUUUUGAUUUGUUGUUGUUUGCGCCGUUCAACAUAAUUGGUCCAACAGCCAUCACUAGAUAUGCAUAGCAGGGGUUCAGGGCAUCAUUC